AUGAAAACUGUAAGUGUGGCUCUAGUUUUAUGUCUCAAUGUUGGAGUGGACCCCCCUGAUGUAGUCAAGACUUCACCCUGUGCCAGACUAGAGUGCUGGAUAGACCCUUUGUCUAUGAGUCCACAGAAAGCCCUGGAGAUGAUAGGGGCCAACCUGCAGAAACAGUAUGAGAACUGGCAGCCCAGGGCCCGCUAUAAGCAGAGUUUGGACCCUACAGUUGAUGAGGUGAAGAAGUUGUGCACUUCACUACGGAGAAAUGCCAAAGAGGAACGUGUUCUCUUUCAUUAUAAUGGCCAUGGGGUGCCUCGACCCACCGUUAAUGGAGAGAUUUGGGUCUUCAAUAAGAACUAUACCCAGUACAUCCCUCUGUCCAUCUAUGACCUACAGACAUGGAUGGGAAGUCCCUCCAUCUUUGUGUAUGACUGCUCUAACGCUGGGAUCAUUGUCAAGUCAUUCAAACAGUUUGCAUUGCAGAGGGAGCAGGAGCUGGAGGUGGCAGCAAUAAACCCAAACCACCCGCUGGCUCAGAUGCCCCUGCCUCCCUCCAUGAAAAACUGCAUUCAGUUGGCCGCCUGUGAGGCCAGUGAGCUCCUGCCCAUGAACCCUGACCUCCCUGCUGACCUCUUCACCUCCUGUCUCACUACACCAAUCAAAAUCGCCUUACGUUGGUUCUGUAUGCAGAAGAGUGCAAAGCUGGUGCCAGGAGUGACCUUGGACUUGAUUGAGAAGAUCCCCGGCAGACUGAAUGACAGAAGGACACCAUUAGGAGAGCUGAACUGGAUUUUCACAGCUAUUACUGACACUAUUGCAUGGAACGUCCUGCCGAGAGAUCUCUUUCAGAAAUUAUUUCGUCAGGAUCUUUUGGUGGCCAGUCUAUUUCGUAAUUUCCUAUUGGCUGAGAGAAUUAUGAGGUCAUAUAACUGUACACCAGUCAGCAGCCCCAGGUUGCCACCUACAUACAUGCACGCUAUGUGGCAAGCAUGGGACCUUGCGGUGGACAUCUGCCUCUCCCAGCUUCCCACCAUCAUUGAGGAGGGCACAGCCUUCAGGCAUAGUCCAUUCUUCGCUGAGCAGCUGACAGCCUUUCAGGUGUGGCUGACAAUGGGCGUGGAGAACAGAAACCCACCGGAGCAGCUGCCUAUUGUCCUGCAGGUCCUUCUGAGUCAGGUACACAGACUGAGAGCACUAGAUUUGCUGGGGAGAUUUCUGGACCUGGGUCCUUGGGCCGUCAGUUUGGCACUUUCAGUGGGGAUUUUUCCAUACGUCUUGAAACUGUUGCAGAGUUCAGCGAGAGAGCUCAGGCCUCUUUUGGUCUUCAUCUGGGCAAAGAUCUUAGCUGUAGAUAGUUCAUGCCAAGCUGAUCUUGUAAAAGACAAUGGGCACAAGUACUUCUUGUCGGUGCUGGCUGACCCGUACAUGCCCGCUGAGCAUCGAACUAUGGCUGUCUUUAUACUUGCUGUCAUUGUCAACAACUACAACACAGGACAGGAGGCAUGUCUGCAGGGUAACCUGAUUGCAAUCUGUCUGGAGCAGCUCAACGACCCUCACCCUCUCCUGAGGCAGUGGGUGGCAAUCUGUCUGGGCAGAAUCUGGCAGAACUUUGAUUCUGCACGCUGGUGUGGAGUUCGAGAUAGUGCCCAUGAGAAGCUCUACAGUCUCCUGUCUGAUCCCAUACCAGAGGUGCGGUGUGCAGCUGUGUUUGCGUUGGGUACGUUUGUGGGGAAUUCUGCUGAGAGAACAGAUCAUUCUACCACCAUUGAUCAUAAUGUUGCCAUGAUGCUAGCACAACUCAUUAAUGAUGGAAGUCCCAUCGUGAGGAAGGAGCUGGUUGUUGCUCUUAGUCACCUAGUGGUGCAGUAUGAGAGUAAUUUCUGUACUGUGGCUCUGCAGUUCAUGGAGGAAGAGAAGAACUAUGCUGUGCCUUCACCUGCAAAUUCCACAGAGACAGGGAAUGUUACACCGGGCAGGGACAGUCCCGCCAUCCCUCGUUUAAGAUCAGUGAACUCCUACACAAACCUUAGAGCUGCCACCACCUCUCGAACCCUCAAUAAGAGCCUUCAGAACCUCAACCUCAACGAGGAGGGUGGUCCAGCAGCAUUCUCUCCAGGGAACCUGAGCACCAGUAGCAGUGCCAGCAGUACUUUGGGCAGCCCUGAUAAUGAUGAAUACCUACUUUCCUUUGAAACCAUCGACAAGAUGAGGAGAGUCAGCUCAUACUCUUCCUUAAAUUCUCUUAUUGGAGUGUCUUUUAACAGUGUAUAUACACAGAUUUGGAGGGUGUUACUGCAUCUAGCAGCUGAUCCAUUUCCAGACGUCUCUGAUCUAGCCAUGAAGGUUCUCAACAGCAUCGCAUACAAGGCCACCAUGAAUGCUCGCACACAGAGGAUUCUGGACUCAGGAUCUCUGACCCAAUCAGCGCCUGCCAGCCCCACCAGCAAAGGAACACUUAUACAUCAAGCAGGUGCUUCCCACAGAUCCAAACGCUCUUCAUCUCCCUCCAGCGGAUCUCCUCCCAUGCCCGGUGCCUCCAGCUCCAGCCUCACCAAUGAAGUGCCCAAACCGCCGGUCCGGGAGGCGCCGCCUGCUCGGCCACCAUACACACCGACUCUGGGUGGUCAGGCGCCCCACUCACAGCAGUUCCCACGCACCAGAAAGAUGUUUGACAAGGGCCCUGAUCAGGCUUCUGAGGAUGGAGAUGAGACAGCUGCUCACAGGAGCUUCAUCAGUGUGAAUCUGCAGACAGGUCUUUGUGACUGGAGUGCCAAAUAUUUCGCUCAGCCAGUCAUGAAGAUUCCAGAAGAGCAUGAUUUGGAGAGUCAGGUUCAUAAGGAGAGGGAGUGGAGAUUCUUACGUAACGCUCGUGUACGCCGACAAAGCCAACACAUCACUCAGAAAGGAGUGACAAGGUUAGAUGAUCAGAUCUUCAUUAAUAGAAACCCAGGAGUGCCAUCAGUGGUGAAGUUUCAUCCAUUUAACCCCUGCAUUGCUGUAGCUGACAAAGACUCAAUCUGUUUUUGGGACUGGGAAAAAGGCGAGAGGUUGGAUUAUUUCUACAAUGGGAACCCACGGUACACACGUAUCACAUCCAUGGAGUAUCUUAAUGGGCAUGACUGUUCUCUCCUCCUCACUGCUACUGAUGACGGAGCAUUGCGUAUUUGGAAGAACUUUGCUGACCAGAGGAAUCCAGAGAUGGUCACAGCAUGGCAGGGACUAUCCGACAUGCUGCCCACCACACGAGGUUUGGCCCGACGGGUCUCAAUCUAUCUUGACAGAAGUAAGCAGGGAGGUGCAGGUAUGGUGGUGGACUGGGAGCAGGAGACUGGCCUCCUGAUGACGUCAGGUGACGUUCGAGUCAUACGGAUCUGGGACACAGAAAGAGAAAUGAAAGUGCAGGACAUCCCAACAGGAGCAGACAGCUGUGUGACCAGCCUGUCAUGUGAUCCUCAGCGGUCACUUGUAGCUGCAGGUCUUGGAGACGGAUCUGUUCGGGUGUACGACCGCAGAAUGGGACCUAAUGAAUGCCGUGUGAUGACGUAUAGGGAACAUGGUGCUUGGGUAGUGAAGGCACACUUGCAGAAGGAGCCCGAAGGACAUAUUAUCAGUGUCAGUGUGAAUGGGGAUGUGCGUUUUUUUGACCCACGGAUGCCAGAAUCAAUCAACAUCUUGCAGACAGUGAAAGGACUGACAGCUUUGGACAUCCAUCCACAGGCAAACCUAUUCGCUUGUGGCUCUAUGAAUCAGUUUAUAGCUGUGUAUAACUCCAAUGGGGAUGUGAUCAGCAACAUUAAAUACUAUGAUGGUUUCAUGGGGCAGAGGAUCGGAGCCAUCAGCUGCCUGGCCUUCCACCCUUACUGGCCUCAUCUGGCCGUGGGCAGUAAUGACUACUACAUGUCCAUCUACUCUGCAGAGAAGAGACUCAGCAGAUAACAUCAUGACCUCUCACCUUUAACCAUUGCUGCCCCGCCCUUCCCCCUGGAUGUAAAUUACUUCCUGUACAUAUGCAACAACCAUGAUGAAUGUCUAAAGAAGGCUGCUGAACCCACACAUAAUGACUAUAUUAGUAUCAUUAUUAUUUUCAAGAUAAUUCUCAUUAUGGAUUUAUUGAUUGUACACUUGGCUGGGCAAAGGAGUGUAAAUUAUUAAAAUGCAUAUAAAGAUCUUAAAACUUUAUGGUUUGGCCGAUGCUGGCCGGGUUUGACUGUCUUGGAACUGUUAACCUCAUUACAUUCAAAGCCCUAGAGUCUGAUAGAUCGACCUAAAAACAAGAGACUAUGAAGAUGACAAACUUCCAGAAGCUGGGUGUUCCAGGCUGACCGUUGAAGGCCUGUUGCUCAGUGGGUUCUCUCUGAAACCACAUGCCUCUUCAUAUCUCUGCUGAAGUACGGUUGGAUAUGCUCUUCUUCUUGUGUGAAGAAAUAGAAAACCGAUGCAGCACUCCUCCUCGCCAAUCACAACCUUCCCUGCACAUCCCUGCUUAACAUGUUUACACACGGUGCCAAACCCCCUUCACAUCAACUCUUUUUUGGACUGUAUGUACACAGAUGCUGCAUUACACCUCAACAACAGCACUGAAUCUUAAAGCACUGGACAGGGACAAUAGGGAUAACCCGUCAUUUGCAUCCACACUAAGCAAAGGUUCUUUAGCUCAAAUAAUCAGGAUUUAGAUUUGUAGUCAGAAAUGUAAAAAUAAGAAGAGAGAUUAAGUUUUUGCUACAUGGGCAUUACAAUAACAUCAAGGUUCAAUUCAAGAGUCAUAUGUAACAGUUCUGUUCUCUCGGUACACACACAGCCCCCUAUUUGAUUAUGCCAGAGCUUCAGUUUUAAUCUGGAAAUGCCACACUACCUACUUUUGCAGCGCCAAAACUUUAGUUUUCUUGGUCAUCAUCGCCUUCAUCAUUUACUCCUCCCCAUCUUCUGAGGACACUGCUCUUUCCAGAGGUUCUUCGGGUAACUCAUUUGGUCAUAAAAAUCAUAUGAUCUCAAUUGUAAUUUUUCCUUAAUGAAAAUUGAGUGCAGUUGACAGAACAGAAAACAAACUAUUUCAUAUUUUUAGCCUAUCUUGUUGCAGUUUGUUUGACCUGAUAUGUUUCCACUUUCACUUUCUCUGUCACUCCAUGAAUGUCUAAUCUCUUAGUUAAACAUAGAGCAGUGGUUUUCAAUCCUGGUGCUGAGUACUCAAUGCUCUGCACAUUUUAUGUCUCCCUUAUAUAUCACACUUGAUUCAGAUCAUCAGCUCAUUAGGUGCGGGAUCUAUGAACUGAAUAUAAGAUAAGAGAGACACAAAAUGUGCAGAGCGGUGGGUCCCCAGGACCAAGACUGAAAACCACUGGCAUAGCGGCACAGCAUUAUGUGGAAUCAAAUACAAGUAUCAUGUCUUUCUUAUAGUAGCACUUUAUGUACUCAUAAAAUCUGAUUUUGUCCUGUGCUGCUGAUAGCUUUAGUCCUUUAUCAGUUUGCACAAGAAUGAAAAUGAAAGUGUUUGCUAAAAGCCUAUAGUGGUAGUUCACCCAAAUGCGAAAAUGUUAUCAUUUACUCACCCGCAUGUCGUCCGUAUGACCUUCCUUUUGUCGGACACAAAGGAGAUGUUGAUAAAAGUGUCCAAACUGCUUUUCUUUUCUCAUCCAAUGCAAAUGAAUGGGGACCAGUAAUUUUAAAAUUAAAAAGUCACACAGGUUUGUCUAAAUGUUUGGGUAAAUUAUUCUGUAUAUAUAUUUUUUUGGGUGAACUAUCACUAAAGUGCACUUUUUUAAUAUUAAGUGUGUUUGACAUUUUUAGAGUACAUAAUGUGAAUAAAAGCUUUAAACAGUGCUAAAGUAAGAUUUGUAAGGAACUUUUGAGUUGCUGAUUCAUUUAGCCAAUCGAUAAAACUAGAAGGGUUGCGGGUCAGGGUGAAAAUGUAUUUUGGUAAAAGCUCUGAUCAAAGUGUUUUUUUUUUUGUUUUUUUUUCCCUUUCACAUUUUGGUAAAAAUGUCUGUGAGCAUAUCUGAACUUUUAUUGUGAGGUGAUUGAUGGAAACAAGCCUGGCUCAAAUACUGAGAAACUUACAUAGCUCUUACACAUUUUCCUUUGGGACAAUCAUGUCACUAUUAAAUUACACUUCGUUAUGGAAAUUUAAUUCAUGUCUUCACAUCAAAUUAUAGAUAAAUGAAAGAUGAUUUUGAAACUUGGCUCCUUGAUUAGUUGAAUUAACACCAGUCCUGAAUCUGUUGUUCUGUCUAGUGAGAUGGUGAAGGUAAAACAUCCUUGUGUGUAAUGUCCAUCAACUCUAGCACCCUGAUGUCACUGAUGAUGCAAAAUGAUGACUGACAGAUAUGUUUAAUUCUUACCUUCCCAAAAUCCAGUUCUUGGAAUGUGUUUGAAUUGUUGGAAUUCAUUUUAACCGGUUUAUGGAAUUUCUGUAUUUAAAAUUUUAACCAGAUAAGGUUUUAUUUUUUCAUCUUUUAAUCUCCUCUUCUUUUUCAGGUUUUGUUUUGUUUUGCUUUUUACUUGUAUUUCAUGGUAUGACUGCCAUUCUCUUGCUCUGUUCGCAUUAAUGCCUGAAGGGAAAGAGAAAGCACAUUUGUCCUUCACCUUUCCUCAGGUCCCUUGUAGUCUCUUGUUGGAUUCUCUGCCCCCUUUGGACAUUUGUUUUCAUUGAAAGGAUAAUUUGGUUUUGCACUUUAAUCAGUGUAUUUGUUUAUGAAUUGUCCCGGUUUAUUCCCAUCAGAUUAUACCUUUUUUUUCUGCUCGCUGUGAGGAAUUGGGGAUGUACUCUGGCUUCAUCAAACUGGAAAUAACUGCUCUACUAAUCCUGCUUUGGGUUUUAAAAUGUUAAAGUAAAAGAAUUUAAAUGAAUUGAAACAAUCAGGGGUUUUCCAUGGCUGUAGACUGCUUUUUCACCAUGGUUUAAAAGACAAGAAGAAAUCAUUCAAAUAAACCAGUUACAUAAAUGUACA
Pimephales promelas (fathead minnow) is the source of this 6935-nucleotide messenger RNA. The record is from RefSeq and is a predicted model, not a curated record. Lineage: Eukaryota; Metazoa; Chordata; Actinopteri; Cypriniformes; Leuciscidae.